This is a messenger RNA of Dalotia coriaria, 2350 nucleotides long. It is a transcript of the gene alpha-Man-Ib, whose product is annotated as alpha-Mannosidase class I b. The record is from RefSeq and is a predicted model, not a curated record. Gene Ontology annotation, cellular component: membrane; endoplasmic reticulum. Lineage: Eukaryota; Metazoa; Arthropoda; Insecta; Coleoptera; Staphylinidae. Bases 218 to 1987 code for a protein of 589 amino acids. Gene Ontology annotation, biological process: mannose trimming involved in glycoprotein ERAD pathway; carbohydrate metabolic process. Gene Ontology annotation, molecular function: calcium ion binding; mannosyl-oligosaccharide 1,2-alpha-mannosidase activity. The transcript has 6 exons.
ACUCAGUCGAAUCGAAUACUCGUUGUUGAAUCUCGAAUGUUGAAUGCUUGUCAAUGGACCGAAACGGUGAUAGAGGCGAUGCGGCUGUGAUUCGAGGGUAAUUACAUCUAAUUACUCGCGAAUUAGCUUUCGAUAUCGCGGAUCUAGUUGGGCGGAGCGGAGUAUGUUUAGUUUUAAGUCGUGAUUUGCUGCUGGCCGUCCAGUGACCAACACGAAAAUGCAUCGAAGUGAUCAUAUCGCUCUCAGCUUGCCAGCGAAUGAUGCUGGUGGCGAAAAACGAAGAAACAGAUCUUUCUGGAGGAUAUGGAAUCAAUUAUCGAGAUUUCAACGCAACGCAAUUUAUAUCCUGCUUACAUUCUGCUUCUUUGGCAUGCUGUAUUUGACCACAGCAGAUACUGAAACUAUUGCUGAAGUGCCAACAGCAGGACCACUCAUAAGCGCGAUAAAGCGCGACAUAGGAAAUUCUCCCUCAAAUAAUAAUAACAAUAAUAAUAAUCUACACCAUCCUAAUGAUAUUGUUGAAGAAAAUGUAAAUCUCAACCUGGAAGAAUCUCACGUUCUAGAAGAGCCGAAAGGCAUUCGGGACACACCGCAAACUAUACUCAAAACGAAAAUAACUUUCAGUAAACAUCAAACUGAGAGGCAGAAAGCAGUUGUGCAAGCAUUCCAGCAUGCCUGGAAAGGGUACAAACGAUUCGCAUGGGGACAUGACAAUCUCAAACCAAUCUCAGAGGGAUACCAUGAGUGGUUUGGUGUGGGGCUGACUAUUGUUGACUCUUUAGAUACCAUGGUUAUUAUGGGUCUUGAUAAAGAAUUGGAGGAGUCGCGUGAAUGGGUCGAAAAACAUCUGAGUUUCGACGUGAAUCGCGAUGUUAAUCUCUUCGAAAUUACAAUUCGUGUAUUAGGUGGCCUCCUGAGUGCUUAUCACAUGACAGGCGAUGAGCUCUAUCUCAAUAAAGCGGUUGAUUUGGGUGAUCGCCUUCUCACUUGUUUCGAAUCCGUGUCGGGCGUGCCAUUUUCCGAUGUCAAUUUGUUUACGCGUAAAGCGCAUGCGCCAAAAUGGUCACCCGACAGCAGCACCUCUGAGGUGACCACUAUUCAACUGGAGUUCAGAGAUUUGAGCCGGUGUACUGGCAAUCCAAAAUAUGAGCGAGUGGUAGCAGACGUGUCGCAGCAUGUACACAAUCUCGAUAAAAAAGAUGGCCUUGUACCUAUCUUUAUCAACGCCAACACAGGUUCGUUUUCAUUCGCGACAAUUACUCUAGGCGCUCGCGGUGAUUCAUACUACGAGUAUUUAUUAAAACAAUGGAUUCAGACUGGAAAAACAAUAGAUUAUUUAAAAGAGGAUUACAUCGAGGCUAUUCACGGUGUGGAGAAACAUCUUGUCAAACGUACAGUUCCGAAUGGUUUCUUAUUUAUUGGCGAGCUUUUAGCCGGUGGAAAAGAAUUCAAACCUAAAAUGGAUCAUCUUACUUGUUAUCUACCCGGUACGCUUGCUCUGGGUGUGCACAACGGGUUGUCUGCCGACCACAUGCGCCUUGCGGAAGAUUUACUCACCACUUGUUAUCAGACAUAUGCUCAACAACCCACAUUCCUUGCACCUGAGAUUACCUAUUUUAAUAUUCAGGGAGAAAACUCGAACGAUAUGUACGUCAAAACCAAUGACGCACAUAAUCUGCUUCGGCCCGAAUUUCUCGAGAGUCUUUUCUACAUGUAUCAACUCACUGGAAACUCGACGUACCAAGACUGGGGCUGGCAGAUCUUCGAAGGCUUCCAGAAGUACACGAAGGUCGCCAACGGAUACACGUCCAUCGGCAAUGUUCGCAGCGUGACGAACGUGCGACCGAAAGAUAUGAUGGAGUCGUUCUUCCUCAGCGAGACGCUCAAGUAUCUUUACUUGCUGUUUGCCGAUGAUCCCAAGCUGUUGGACAUUGACAAGUUUGUCAUUAAUUCGGAAGCGCAUCCGUUGCCCGUGUACAAGUCGUGAUUCGUCAACGACACAGCAGCGCGCACGCGCGGAAGCAUCAUCUAGUCGUAUACAAACACACAAACAAUACUAUUUACAUGAGAUUAUUACUGCGCAUGCGUAGUAACUUGCCAGUACCAUAAGGAUUUAGUAAUUCUCGAGACUUUUUUCUUGUUAGUAAUAUUUUGAAAUCGUGGGAUCAAUCAUGGUGAGUUAAACAGUUCACAUUUGAUACAGAGUGUUUUUGCAUCACUCAUCCGAUUUUAUUAUAUAAAAAUAGUUUCACCACAUUCCACAUUUCUCUCUACUCACUCACACAUACUCAGACAGAAAAAUGUACACACACACGCUGCCAGUAAAGAAUAGAGCCAGAGAGUAAACUCA